UGGAGUCACUAACUAAGCCAAAUUUUAGUGCUGAAACAAAAUUACACAGGUUAAAAGCAAAAUGAAGUAAAAUGUUGGUGCUCUUCCUAAUAUUAUUCACUUCUGUAGUCGCCGAGAGUAAUGAGGAUAAAUACCUCGACCUCUUACCAGAAAAUGAGAAACUACAAUUCAUACAACAAGUAGCUAGACGUAUACUAAAAGACGUACAAAGUCAGGAAAAUAAAACCGAAGCGACAAGCAAAGAAAUCGACGAUGAACUGCUUAAAAAACACAAUGAAUACGUCAAGGCUAUUUUAAAAGAAGAAUCAGAAUACAUAAGAAGAAGGAAGAAUGAGAAAGAUAAAAUGGAUAAACCUGCUUCUGGGGAGGUUGACAAAACUUUUGAUAGUGAGAAGAAAACUGUGCCUGAUGAUGAAGAUGCAGGACAAGUUGAUCUGACUUUGCGUAAUGAUAGGAGAGGUAACGCAAAUCCUUCAGAAGAUUAUAUCAAAGUUGAGAUCAUUACUGAUGAACCGCCCAUUAAAAAGAGGUCAAUCCAAGAUGAUGGUCUUAUUAAAAGUGACAAGAGUGAUGAGACCACAGUGGAGGUUUUGGACAGAAUAAAAUCUGAUAGCAAAACUGAAAAUUUUAACUAUAGUACUGUUAAAGCACCAACGCGAUCUACGACUGCAGAAACUAUUUUAAAUUCUACAACAUUGACACCAGAAACCUCUACAGACAAAACAAGUUUGGAUGAAGAGGAAUCUACGACUUUAACAAAUGUAAUAGAUGCAGAAUUAGCAAAAGACAAAAGUUCUGGAGAAACAGAUGCAGAAGGAGCUGUAAGUGACAUGGAGGAAAAAUGGACAAGGAGAUCAAAUAACGAAAAUAAUGUAACAGAAAUUAACAACACAACAGCCACUACUUCAGCUGUAGAACUAUUUGGUCUCAAAUCGGCAGAAAAGAACUUAGACGAAUCAAAUAGUGAAGAAACUACAACUAAUCAAACUAAAACUACUACAGAAAAAAAUGACGUAGAAAGUGCUAACAAUAUUUCAACUACAGUCCAAGAUAGUGAUGACCCGAAUGCACCUAAAAUGAGAGCUAGUAAUGACACAGACACUAGAAAUGAAGUUACAACAACAGACAGUACUACAACAAUAACAUCUUCCGAUGAAAGAACAACAAAACCAGUCCCUAUAACGACCGAAAUAGACAAAGCCAAAACAAGCGAUUCACUAACAACGGAAUCGUCCAAAAAAACUACAGUAACGAAAAUCUUAGUAGAAGAAUUCACUUCACCACCAGUUAAUAAAACAGAAAAGGUUUAUAAGAAAGACGUUAGAGGAAAUGAUAAUAAAAAGGUGAUUCAGCAAAGAGCUUUAGAUCAUGCUAGAGAAUUUUCUCCUCAAGUGCUGGAAGGCGGCAAAUAUACUGAGACGGGAACACCAAAAAAUACUAAAAUCAAAUUGCAUAAGCUUGAUAAGGUUUUCCUGGGACCUAAAGGACAGAAGGAAGAAAUAACAAAGAAGCCGAAUACAAAUAAGAACUUUAUAGAACUAGAGAAAGUAUAUUAUGAUAAUAAUUAUAAAGUUGAAAAGGGGAAUACGUACCAGGUUUAUGAGAUUAGUGCCGACAAAACGCCAUUUAUUAGAGACGAAUUGUCCAUGGUAGAGCAACCAUAUUACGUUCCCAUAUACAACUAUUCGCCAAAUAAUGCCUACUUUAACCCACAAAACCGUCUGGGCCCAAAUCCAGGAGAUGCCAGCGUAGAAAAACGAGAUAUUGAAGCCGAUGACGAAGCUGAAAACGUACCACAAUUAAGAUCCAAACCAGAAAAAUCUGACGAAUCUGAUGAAAGUAUUGAUAAAGAAAACACAAGUAAUCACAAACAGCCUGUUGAUAUGGAAUAUAACGAAUCAGAUUUCGAUGAUCAAAGAAAGAAAUUUGGCAGUAAACAGAGAGAUAUACACAGCAUUCACAAACAGCCGAUAUUAAAUUACAAUAGUAAAAAACCUGGUCAAUAUAACCCUGAGGAUUAUGCAGAUGUCGAUUAUUAUUUUGGUAGACUAAGAAAUAAUAAAAGAAGGGUUUAUAAAAAUGGGGGCAACUCCUUCCCGAAUUCGAAUGAAAAUGACCAUCCAGCUCACAGCAUUCAAGAAGGCAAUCUCAAAGAUCACGUUAGAGCAGUCAGAAAUAUACUGUUCCAUAAAAAAUCUUUUGGACUCCUCGACAAAGACAAAUAUGGCCACGAAGGGUAUGGAGAACGUUCCAGUAUCUAUAAAAGAGGAUUGCGACAGCUCGAUGUAGGUAAAUAUAAGAAAAAACCUCAGGCAUUAAGGGAUGGUGUUCCUGUGUCUGACAACCCUGGUCAAAAUGAUCGUAUCAAAAAUAACAAACAGCAAACGCAGCACAUACCUAAAAAACAAAAGCAACAUAAAGGCGAGGAAGAACAAACUAUAUUGGGAACUGAAGAUAAAAACAAUGACAUUGUAAUAAAUGAUGAACAUAUUAAAAAGGUAGGAUAUUUAAAGAGUAAUAACGGUACGCAAGAACUAUACGUAAUGGACAAUUAUUUCAAGGAGAAUGUUCAGAAGUAUAUUGAGAAUCAAAAACACAAUUACGACGAUCAACUGAAACCAGCUACUCCACUACCUCCUUUGCCCCCUCCGCAACUACCUGAGAGUGAAUAUGCACACUUCUCUAAUCCAUUCCGAAAUACACAAAAUUAUACUAAAAUACAGAGUUUCGCAGAACACAAUUUUGGAGAUACACAUACUUUUGCGAAUACACAAAAUAGUUUCGGUAAUGUACACAGUUUCUCUGCACACAAUACCGCUGACACACAACAGCUUUUGAAUGGAGGAGAAACAUCAAUUUGGAAUGGACAUGAGAAAGGGAAACAUACUGUAAUCACCAAACAUGGAGAAGAUAUUGCAGUAGAGACCCAAGAACCUUUACCUGAAAUUGUGAUCCCUGAAGAUAUUAAACCUCAAGGUAACAUAGAUUCACUAGAUAAUCAACAAGAAAUCAAAUCAGCAUUGCUCAAAGAAUUGCCUGAAGGUGAUAACUUAAGAGAGAACUUAAAUAUAAACUUAAAUAAUAGAAGAAAAGAUGGAGUAAAGUUAGGUGUUUAUCUACAUGUGCUGAAGGAUAUGGUCAAUACGGACAAUAAUGCCUUAAAACAAUAUGACUGGUUAGGUUCCACUGUUGAUAUACAAUCGGCGUUGCGGAAAAUAUUUGAGUUAACCGGGUUAGUAGCAGCUAGACGCAAAGUCCACCCAGCAGACUUGGAAAUCCUAAAAUAUGUUAUAUUCCUGCAUAAACUAGCGACAGAAAUAAUUCAAGCAAACGAUUUUGGAGCGGAGCUGGGGAAGAAGCUAGCAUUAAAUCAAAAUAGUCAGAAAGUCCUUAAGGAAAAGGGUUUGAUAAACAAAGUCUGGUUGCAUUUACGGAAGAAGGUCCCUGAUGUGUAUGAUAUAGGAGCUAUGAGGAAGCUGAACAAGUUCUUGAUGAGCAUUGAAGACGAUUUGUAUGAGUUACACGAUGCAGUGAAAAACGUGGCUAAAAUAACGAAAUACAAGAACCAACAUUGGUAUGACAAUCUGAAAGACCUUUAUAUAAACAUAGAAGAUAAAAAUCUUAUAGAAUUACUUCUCCAUAUGAGUGUACUAAGACUAUUUGUGCUGAUAGAAGAAGCGACUAAAUACGGCCUAGAAGAUAACUAUAUACUGUACAUGAAGAAGCAUAAGAAAGAAGCAAAAAGAACUUUAGACGAAAUGAUAUUUGUUAUGCAAAUUUUGGAUGAAUAUAAUAAAUUACCACGAUAA
Molecule: messenger RNA, 3809 nt
Organism: Spodoptera litura
Lineage: Eukaryota; Metazoa; Arthropoda; Insecta; Lepidoptera; Noctuidae
Source: RefSeq, a predicted model, not a curated record